Molecule: messenger RNA, 2125 nt
Organism: Trachymyrmex septentrionalis
Lineage: Eukaryota; Metazoa; Arthropoda; Insecta; Hymenoptera; Formicidae
Product: cyclin-dependent kinase 4-like
Exons: 5
Coding region: 463-2004 (513 amino acids)
Biological process (GO): regulation of G2/M transition of mitotic cell cycle; regulation of gene expression; signal transduction
Cellular component (GO): cytoplasm; cyclin-dependent protein kinase holoenzyme complex; nucleus
Molecular function (GO): ATP binding; cyclin binding; cyclin-dependent protein serine/threonine kinase activity
Source: RefSeq, a predicted model, not a curated record
ACUAUAUAGGUACUUUAAACUUCAACCGAGUGACGUGUUACUCCGGGAUAGCUCAUUGAGUGUCAUGAAUCACAUUCCUUUACCGUAGACAGGUACUACUACACAUCGAAACGUCAUGCGUUUCCACGUAUCUCUGGGAAAUUGUAAUCUUCCUCCGUUCAUAUAAAUCCAUGGCGUAUCGCGUGCGCGGUCAUUCAGUAACUCGAACGAGCCACUGUAUACAUCGGCUCCGGCGCGGGCGCGCGUCUCGUCCUUCCGAAAUACGAUUCACGAGACUCUGGGUCUUCGAAACAGCGGCGUGCCUCCCUUUCUCUCUCAGCCAGCGCUUCCCAAACUAGGGUUCCGCGGGAUGACGAAAAAUUACACGUUCUCCGCCGCUUGUAAAGCCUAUUUAAACGACGCGCCGUCCGCUUUAGGGAUCACUUACUGCGGCCAUAAAUAUGUAGAAGUCGAGAUGUUGUGAUGGCUGGUAGGUUACGACGUUCGAGCACAGAGCUCGAACCGGAUUUAUCAACGCCAACUGCCUCGAAAAGGUCCAAGCAAUCCGAAACAUCCGAUUCGUCUGAAGAAAAGUACCUAACAAAAGUGGAAAGUACCGAGACAUCGGACACGAGUGAGAUACCUGCACAGACAGAGAUCGUUUCGGAAGGAGAUAAACAACUUUCAGAUGUUACAGAACAGGCAACAACAUCGAAGCAAUCGGUUUUAAUCAGUGAAACAUCGGACACGAGUGAGAUACCUGCACAGACAGAGAUUGUUUCGGAAGGAGAUAAACAACUUUCAGAUAUUACAGAACAGACAACAACAUCGAAGCAAUCGGUUUUAAUCAGUGAAACGUCCUCGGAAUCGACUAAACAAUCGUCUCAAACGGAUCCGGAUCUCCCCAGACAAAAGAGUGAUAUCCCACCGACCUCAACGGAAGCGAUCCCGAGUACAUCGAGAGAAGAGCAGCUCACGACGUUAAAAUCCGUUGUAAUGAAGUACAGCGAUCAAGAUGAGCUCUCUGCUCCUUCCGGAAGAAGAUCAGAAGAAACGACGAUACAAAGAUUCUCGCUGCGUGAACGAGCGUCGUUCGAGAAUUUGUCCGUUAUCGGGAAUGGCGCUUACGGGACAGUGUACAAAGCUACAGAUAAGAAUAGUGGUCAAACCGUAGCGCUUAAGAGAGUCAGAAUACCUUUGACGGACGAUGGUCUGCCUUCGUCCACAGUAAGGGAAAUUGCUGCCUUGAAGUCGCUCGAGCAAUAUGAGCACCCACAUAUUGUCAGAUUAUUGGAUGUCUGCCAAGGAGGAAACUAUCUUGAUGUAUCAUCGGGUGAUGGUACAUUCGAAAGACCGGAACAUGAUAUCACCUUUUGGUUGGUGUUCGAGCACGUAGAAAGAGAUCUCGCUUCGUACAUAGCUAAUUAUCGGAAUACCUCGCCCCGAUCAAGCAUCCCACCGUAUCUUGUGAGGCAAAUGUUAAAAGAGAUAUUCUGUGGAGUGGAGUUUCUACACAGCCAUAGAAUAAUACAUAGGGACUUGAAGCCGCAGAAUCUUCUAGUAACGCGGGAAGGGAGAAUUAAGAUCGCGGAUUUUGGUCUAGCCAAGACGUACGGUUUUGAAAUGAGAUUAACUUCUGUGGUUGUAACCCAAUGGUAUCGAGCACCCGAAGUACUUUUAGGAUGUUCCUAUGCUACUCCUGUAGAUGUUUGGUCUGUCGGAUGCAUACUAGCAGAACUUUGCAAAUUGGAACCAUUAUUCCCAGGUACCAGUGAAGGUGAUCAACUGGACAGGAUUUUCCAAGUUUUGGGUACUCCGUCACAGGAAGAAUGGCCGGAGAAUGUAUCGCUCAAUUGGAAUGCUUUUCCAUACAGACAUCCGAGACCUCUCAGUCUAAUAAUACCAGAUCUCAAUGAAGAUGGAUUAGACUUAAUAAAGAACAUGCUCAUGUUUGAUCCUCAUAGUCGUAUAACUGCAGCUCAAGCCGUAAGACACCGAUACUUUUCCGAGGAGGGCGUACAAUGACGCCUAUUCCAUAAAUUAUAUAGACUUAUUGCUGGAUUUUAUAUAUAUAUAUAUAUCUGGCUAAAACUCAGACUGACGUAUUAUAUUCAGGAAAAGAAGUGUAUGUACAUAUAUACUUCUA